Molecule: messenger RNA, 2486 nt
Organism: Chelmon rostratus (copperband butterflyfish)
Lineage: Eukaryota; Metazoa; Chordata; Actinopteri; Chaetodontiformes; Chaetodontidae
Gene: glt8d1
Product: glycosyltransferase 8 domain containing 1
Exons: 9
Coding region: 331-1437 (368 amino acids)
Cellular component (GO): Golgi apparatus
Molecular function (GO): glycosyltransferase activity
Source: RefSeq, a predicted model, not a curated record
GUUGAGUUGGCAGUUUGGCUGUAGUGUAAAUGACAGUUGCUGUCCGACGAGGUUUCUUUUUAGAGCUGACUUCACCCACGCUGUUUAUAUUUUUCACAUCUAACCAUAUGAACUCACAGUUAAAAGCCGAUAGUUUGCUUGUGGUUCCGUUGGCGUUUAUGCGGUCGCCACGCAGUGGUGCAGCAGCAAGUCGGGUUCACCUUAGUUCUCAUUAGCUAGCCAGCAAGAACAGCUCGGGCUGCACUCAGGUCAACUAAGCCAUUUUUUAAAACUUGUUUUUACCUUGUGAUUUUCAUCCGACGUGCUGGAGUGACGGAUGAAGUCGUUGUCAUGACACUGAGGAGAGUAAACGUGGUCAUCCUUGUGCUGCUGGCUGUGGCUUUCCUGAUCAUUGUUCAACGAAAUCUCCUCAACCUCAGUGACUUUUUACACAAGGAAAACCCAGAUGCGGGGAUGAUUCUUCCCUUUGAAUCAGAGUUGUCUUCACACCUCAGACCAGAGGCGGUGAGGAAAGGAGAGGAGAUCCCUGUCCUCAUCACUGCUGCUGGGGACAGGCUCGGUGCUGUGGUUGCUGCCAUGAACAGCGUCUACGAGAACAGUAAAGCCAAUGUCGCGUUCACCAUUGUGACCCUGAAUGACACGGUCGAUCACCUGAAGGUGUGGCUCAGUAAGACAAAGCUAAAAAAUGUCAACUAUAAGAUAGUAAUUUUCAAACCUGAGCUCCUCAACGGGAAGAUAUCAAAAGAUCCACAGAAACUGGAGGCUGCAAAACCGUUGACUUUUGUCAGGUUUUAUCUCCCUGUAUACAUACCCGAGGCAGAGAAAGCUAUCUAUUUGGAUGAUGAUGUCAUUGUACAAGGGGACAUUCAGGAGCUCUAUGAAACCAACCUCAAACCAGGACACGCAGCUGCCUUCUCAGAUGACUGCGAUUCAGCGUCUGCUAAGGGCAUUGUUAGAGGAGCUGGAAAUCAGAAUAACUAUAUAGGCUUCCUGGACUUCAAGAAGGAAGCUAUCAAGAAGCUGGGGAUGAGGGCCAACACAUGCUCCUUCAACCCUGGGGUCAUCAUCGCCAACCUGACUGAGUGGCGGAACCAGAACAUCACGCAGCAGCUGGAGCACUGGAUGCAACUUAACACACAGGAGGAUCUGUACAGUAAGACUCUGGCAGAGAGUAUCACCACCCCUCCACUCCUCAUUGUUUUCUACAAACGUCACUCCGCCAUCGACCCCAUGUGGCACAUCAGGCACCUUGGCACUACUGGAGCUGGAAACCGCUACUCCCCCCAGUUUGUGAAAGCUGCCAAACUCCUCCACUGGAAUGGACACUAUAAGCCGUGGGGGAGAACAUCAUCCUUUCCCGACGUGUGGGACAAGUGGUUUGUUCCAGACCCCACUGGAAAAUUCCAUCCUGUGCGAAGACAUGCAGGGGACAAAUAGAUUGAAAAAUUGGCUUCAGGAACUUCCGACCUGCCAAGUCCCAGCAGGACCGCACCUCGUGAUAUCUCAGGAACAAAGUAAGGCCUUCUCCCUCGCCAGCCCUGUACUUGAGUUCUGUCAUCCUCCCAACAUGUAGACCUGUGUACUCUCACAUUCCCUUGAACACACACAACCAACCUUUUUUUCUAUACCCAGUAUUUCACUAAAGAGGCACAGUUAUCUUCCUGUGGUAAGAGGAAUGUUUUCCUCUCAACAUGAGGCUUGUUGCAUCUCAAGAUCAUGACCUUUCAUAGCCAUGUAUGCAUCAGUGCCAGUGUGCAGUAAUAGGAUUCCAUGUGACAACGUGCCAAGACAGCCAUGUUCAAGUUGAAAUAGCUAUGUUUACAUGCAGCUCAAUACUGCUUUAUUUGCGUACUAAAGCAGUUUAUAAAGUUACCUCAGCGUUGGUGUAGUGCAGUCGACAGUUUAACAGUUCAAACACUUUCCCCCCUGAGUUAGGUCAGUCUAAACUGUUUGAUAUUUUAGCCAUGCAGAUGACUUGUGUUGUUACCUCAAUCUUCAGUACUUCCUGUGGAAAACUUUUUAUACUUCAUAGCAGAUAUUCAUCAGAUCCAUGUUCUUACAUCUUUUAACAGUGGUCUGUGUUUAGUUCAGCAUUUCCACCACAGUCAGACAGAAAAUACUUCCUCUACAAUUCCAUUAUCCUGAGUGGCAUUUUCACAAAUAGGAACUGUAAUUCCAAUUCACCUACAGUUAAAUGUAGUCCAGUUAAUGCACUACUACUUUGAUCUGUCCCACCUAUAAACUUUGCCAUAAAUGAACACUAAUUCAGUACUGUACUGCCUCUCACUAAACAGUGCGGCUUUUAAUGACUUAAUAUCGGACCACUAUCAAACUGCGCCUCUGCAGAAACUGAAGAACAUGUUUUCAUGAAAUUCUCAUGUUUUAUCCUCAUCAGGAUUUUUAUACACCCUGAAAAAGCAUACACUUUGCCGCUGUAAAUAUUUCUUUUGUAAAGUACAUGAAAUAAAAUGUUUUUAUCAUUUAAA